This is a messenger RNA of Cheilinus undulatus (humphead wrasse), 2870 nucleotides long. RefSeq names its product GRIP and coiled-coil domain containing 1 (gene gcc1). The transcript is spliced from 4 exons. The coding region runs from base 272 to 2572 and encodes 766 amino acids. Gene Ontology annotation, cellular component: Golgi apparatus. The record is from RefSeq and is a predicted model, not a curated record. NCBI's taxonomy places the organism in Eukaryota, Metazoa, Chordata, Actinopteri, Labriformes, Labridae.
CCGGCUCAGACCAACAUGGCGGCUGUUAGCUGACAGUCAUCAGCCCAGAGGAUAAACUCAAAGUUUAUCUUAAUAUUCACGGUUUUAUGAUUGAAUUAAUCAUUUCAGGGGCACUUUGGGUUACCGGGACUUCACUGAAACCCACAGAUUGUCCAUUUCUGAUCUGGUGGCUGUUUAAGAGUCGACUACAAACCCACCCUAAGACUUCAGUUUCCAUCAUGAUGUUGACCAACAGCUGAUCCACUUCGGACCUGAACAGACCACCGGUGUCAUGGAGAAGUUCGGGAUGAGUUUUGGAGGUGGUCCAAGCAGGAAGGAGCUGCUGGACACCAUUGAAUCUCAGAAGAAGCAACUUGUCCAGUAUCAGAGCCGGUUUAAAGAUGUAGUCCGGGCCUACAAAAGUCUGCUGAAGGAGAAGGAGGCUUUGGAGGCCAGCCUUAAAGUCCUGACCCUGACCCAGGAGCUUGACCAGCAGGGAAACACCUCGUCUGAGCUCCCUGAUGAUCGCUGCUCCCUGCACAGUGAGGACAGUCUGGACACGGCUGCUUCUGUGGACACUGCGGCAUCUGUGGAGACGCCCAGUGAGACCGCCAGAGGGGACCAGAGCGAGGAGGACCAGGGAGAACCUGUGGGGAAGUCCAGCUCAGUGUUGCUGAGGUCUGACCCGGAUGCUGGCAGUUCGGAUGGCAGCAGCGUUGGCAUGGAGCCACCACAGGCCACACCCCCUUCCAUCAUGGAGACAGACCGGCGUGUCAUCCAGCUAAAGGGUCAGCUGAGCACGCUCACUGGCGCCCUGGCCACUGUGACUCAGGAGAAGUCCCGGAUGGAGGCGAGCUUCCAGGCAGAUAAGCGUCAGCUGAAGCAGGAGAUGGAGGAGCUGCAGGAACGCUUGAUCACCAUAACGACCCAGCACGAGGCGGAGCUCCAGGUGCUGCAGCAGCAGCUGGCUGAGAGCCGUGCUCGCGUCAUCACUCAGCAGCACGAGAGGGAGCAGGAGCAGAUCGACCAUGCCCAGCAGCUCCGAGAGCUUCAGAAGAUCCUUCAGCAGGAAAGAGACCAGAGACAGGACGCAGAGCUCCGUCUACAUGACGCCAACGCCACCAUCCUCCUCAACUCACAGGCUGUGGGAAGGGGGGCGGAGUCAGAGGCACACCUCAGCCAGGUGAGGGCCGAGAGAGACGAGCUGAAGAAGAAGCUGCAGGCGGCUGAGGAGAACCAGAAGAAACCAGAUCCAAGAGUGGAGGAACUCCAGAGAGAGCUGAGUGAGCUGAAAGAACACCUGCAGGAACAGAUUCACCAGGAGACCAGGAAGCUGACUGACUUAGAGGAGCGAGCUCGUGAGCGUGCACAGUCUGCGGAGGCUCGUGUUGCCGGUCUGGAGCAGCGACUGUCUGAACUGUCCGAGCUGCUUGGGUCCUGUGAGAAGACUCGGCAGAAAGACCAGCAGACUGCUCAGAGACUCCGAGACCGGAUCCUUCAGCUCGACACGGAGAACAAAACGCUGGCCAUGGCGGCGUCCAGCAGGACAGGUCAUGAGCUGUGUGUGGACGAGUCUCAGCUGGACGCGGCGUCUCUGAGGGAGAAGAUCGAGAAGCUGAAGAAGCUUCUGCUGCUGAAAAACCCUGAUCUCAACAUCCACGACCUGGCAGAGACAGAGUCGGAGCUUAGCACAGACAAAGGCUCUGCCCUCUUCUACCAGCAGGAGCUGCGUCAGCUCAGGGACGAGUUUGAGCGCUACAAGGUUCGAGCUCAGGUGGUGCUGAAGAACAAGAAUGCCAAAGAUGGCUGCCAGGCAAAGGAGCUGGAGGAGGUUAGGGAUCAGCUGAGCGAGCUGAAGGAGAAGUACAUCAACCUGCGGAUCCAGAGCGAUGAGGCCGAUGCUGCCCACCGCCGCCAGGUCCAAGAGUGUCAGCAGCAGGUGACGGGGCUGCAGCAGACGCACAAACAGGAAGUGGAGCGAGCAGAGACGCUGCACCGUGACGACCUGCUGCAGUUGGAGGCGGAGCUUCACAAACAGAGGGAAAGGACCAUGGCGCUGCUGGAUGAGAAGGACCAGGAGCUGGAGAGGCUACGCGCCCUCGUCUUCAGCCACACCAACGAUAUCACCAAAACCACCGUUGACGAGGAUGAGUCCAUCCCCGAGAGCGAAGGUGAAAUCAUCAGCCAGGCUCUGCGGCGGGCGAUGCCCAACGAGCCCACCCUGCUGCUGUACGCCGAGCAGCUGGCGAGAAAGGAAGUGGAGGUGGGCGGACUACGGCGACAGAAACACCGACUGGAGGAGGACGUCCAUCAGCUGCAGUCCAAGCUAAUCGCCAACGGAGAACGCCACGACGAGGAAGUGUCCGAGCUGCGAGUUCAGCUAGACAAACUGACCCGGGACCGGAGCAGAGAGGGUGCCAACCUGGAGUACCUGAAGAACGUCAUCUACAAGUUCCUGACGCUGCAGGACACCAGCGGGAAGCAGCAGACGCUCACCGCCAUCCUGACCAUCCUGCACUUCAGCCCGCAGGAGAAACAGAGCGUGAUGAGGCUGCAGGGCGCCACCUGGUGGAGCACAGGCACGAGGAAAUAACACUUAAAGAAAACAGCAUGAUGAGGCUGCACGGCCAGACUUUGUGGAAUUAUCUCUACAGUAUAGGACAAUGCUAGAACGAAAUCAUCGCCAGUGUCUGAUUCCAUGGCGGUUUAAAUGAUAAAAAGAGAAUAAAGUUUGGUUUCAUGGUGUCUCUCUGAUCUGUAUAUUUAUGAAUAUUUAAAUUAAAUCUAUAACAGACUGUCACUGUGAUUACACUUGGAUUAAUGCAGGGCUUCAUAUGUAUAUUUUUGAUUCUCUUGUUAUAUAAUAAAACUAUUUUCCUGCUUCAAACUAA